This is a messenger RNA of Fusarium subglutinans, 2502 nucleotides long. RefSeq names its product heterokaryon incompatibility (het-6OR allele). Lineage: Eukaryota; Fungi; Ascomycota; Sordariomycetes; Hypocreales; Nectriaceae. The coding region runs from base 1 to 2502 and encodes 833 amino acids. The record is from RefSeq and is a predicted model, not a curated record. The transcript has a single exon.
AUGUACAAGUCACACGUCCUCAAAACGCCAACAUCAAUACGUCUCUUGGAUAUAAUCGAGUCUCGAGACGAUGCUAUUCGUUGCUCUAUGCGGGUAGUCGACCUACGCGAUGAGAGUCUCGAGUUUGCCGCUGUCUCAUACACCUGGGGCAACCCAACUACAGUUCACGAAGAUCCCAUGCCCGAUAUCGAUGGUCUUGAAUUCCAAGAGCAUGCCGAUAAACUUCCUUUCACUUAUUACAGUCCAGAACUGGGACCUGAUGGCGACAAAUUGGUAAUGGUUGAUCGGGCCAAGCUUCUGUACUACGAUAUGCAUCGCUAUGUCCCCCGUGAAGAGGUGCUUUGGCAAAAGCGCACCCAUCAUGAAAUAGAAAUUGACGGGAGUCGGGUCCCAAUCGAAGAAAACCUCUUAUUGUUCUUCCAAUCAGUAUUGAAACUUCGAGCUGCAAUUGCUCCAAGCCCAGGAGAGCCAGAGAGCCCGACUUACCGCUCAAUCAACCUACCCAUCUGGGCUGAUGCAUUAUGUAUCAACCAGGCAGACCUCGACGAACGAGCUGCCCAAGUUAAGCUUAUGGGGCGUCUAUACAAGUCAGCCAGUAUAGUACUUGCCUGGGUCGGCCAAUAUGACAGGCUUGCAGAACUAGCGAUACAGGCAAUGGGGAGAAUUCUUGAUUUCGACGCAACUCGCCUCCAUGCACAAGACUCCACAUACCAAGAACAAGAAGAAGUCACCAUGUCCUCAGUCCCAGGGAUGACAGUGGUGCAUUGGUUCGCCCUCUUUUCCCUCUUCCAAAGACUCUGGUUCCGCAGAGCUUGGGUCGUUCAGGAGGCUGUUUUUGCUCAGGAUAUUUUGAUGGUCUGCGGCGCGACGCUGCAAAGUAUGGACUUCAUCUUGGCGGUUGCUGCAUUUCUUGAACAGACAGGAAUCGAUAUUGAGUUAUGCCAAUUUGGACAUAACUUUCUCGCCAAUCGAGCCGUGUCAGACCAGGCUCAACACUGGGAGAAACUAUCGUUGCUCUCUGGGCAGCCAGCGAGGGCGGCCAAUGAGUUGAAGGUCACUCCGCGCGAUGCUCUUUCUUUUAUCCUAGGUUAUCAUCAUACUCGCUCGCGUCUUGGGCUUUGCAACGCUGGCCUCCCCAUGGUCACCCUGCUUUCAGAUGAAGAGGGGCAAGACGGGGAUACCAGGGACAAAUCACGCCGAUGGGCCCUAGAACUUCCCCAAGUUACCCACCUCAUCGAUCACGAUAUAGUGAAAUCUUUCGACGAGGAGCUUGGUAUGACUGGUUUCAGAUUUGAACGUCGAAAGCUACACUUACUUUCCGUCCUCUCCGACUUUCGGGAGCUUGAGGCUACAGACCCUCGAGACAAGAUCUUCGCUUUUCUGAACCUUGCCGAGGAUGGUCUUGGACUACAGCCAGACUACAGUGCCGACGUCAAAAAGGUCUUCAUCCAAGCAACAAAGACCAUGAUUGACAAACGUAUUGGCUCGCACCUUGCAGUUCUAUCCCACGUGCAAGAUCUUGCAGACACAAGGAUCCAAGGCCUUCCAAGCUGGGUGCCAGACUUUAGUGCCAGGCUGGGACGGGUUCCGUUUGACCAAGGUGGACAUGAUGAUCGUUUCUGCGCCGGCACUCACCAGGAUCUUGAUUAUGACGACUGGGUAAUCCAUAUUGAUCCCGAUGAUAAGCUAAGUGUCAAGGGUAUCAAGGUGGAUACUGUAUCUAUGUCCACGGAGCUUAAUCAAGAUCCAGUUAUCCAGGCUCUACGACUGGCAUUGCAUAGUCCAGCCGAAUAUCCUGUUCAAGCCAGAGCUUGGCGUGUCGAGAGCACUGCAAAUCAUAGCUCAAGACGAUACAUCCGCCCAUCACAAGCGGUGACCCGGGUUGAAGCCCUAUGGCGUACUCUGAUCAUUGAUAAACUGACCGAGGAGGAAAACGACUUCGGCAGUUUGGACUCAAGAGUGAACAUAGGGACGGGCUUCAGCAACUGGAUUUUGACGGAUAUCCUAGAAGCUCGCGAUUUGCUUGCUGAGUGGUCAGGGCGUUGCUCGGAAUCGUGGACUUGGGAACUGAUUCAAAAGUCGUUCACUACUCGCUUGGCUCUCUGGUCGGCCAUUUAUGAUGCACGGCAGCUGUCCGAUGAACUACAGGCGCCGGAUAUUGAAGUAGCUAUAGCGGAUUUUAGGGAAAAGGUUGAAAAGGAAGUAGGACAGCCAGGCGACGAUGGAGAGGAUGAAGAGGAAUCAUCUAAAGAGGGAGGAAGUGACAGAAAAUCUCAUGUUGGAGGCAGCAAUUCAUUGGAAACGGGCUUGUUCCCUCGGCACGACUCAUCCGAGAAAGCUUUCCAGCUCCCGCAGUGGAAGAAGACGAACAAGACAAGGACCCGCUGGGGGGCAAGUAUAAGCGACCUUCGAUGCAAAGACUUACUCCACUGGGACGGAGAAAGUUACGCAACUUCGAAAAGCACAUGCGGAAUGCUACUCAAGGUCGUAAACUUUUCAUGA